Messenger RNA from Aureobasidium melanogenum CBS 110374, 1719 nucleotides. RefSeq lists its product as uncharacterized. The record is from RefSeq and is a predicted model, not a curated record. NCBI's taxonomy places the organism in Eukaryota, Fungi, Ascomycota, Dothideomycetes, Dothideales, Saccotheciaceae. The transcript is spliced from 3 exons. Bases 1 to 1719 code for a protein of 572 amino acids.
AUGGUUUCGACAGUAACAACCGCAUCAAACAACCCAUCCUCGACCAAUUUACAAGCUCCAAUUUUCGUCGACAAACCAGGACGUCAGUCACCUCGUCCUAGUUUCACUUACAACAGACCUUCUUGGAUCGGAGCACAGCAGGCAGCACGUUCCAUCACACCCGGUUCCUCCACCAUGGCACAGAAAGAAGAGAUUCACUAUAGUCACCCUGGCCUUCAGCCCCCUGUCUUCAUCGCUGGUUCUAUGUGCGAGCCACAAUGGGAGCCAAUAGAGAUGAAGUACAAAGACAAGGAGGAUGGAGAACUCGAGUUCAAGCAUGAAUUCGAAGCGCAACCAGGAGAGUACCAGUACAAGUUUCGCCUUGGUCCUGGUGACUGGUGGGUGCUCGACGAGACUAAGCCGACUGUCGAUGACGGAACAGGUAUCCGCAAUAACUUGCUCAUCGUGGAAUCCAAGCCUCAACAACCACAACUCACCAAGCCCCACGAAGCUGAAGUUGAACAAAGAAGUCAAGAGAAGGAUAUACCAGCGUCGAUACAAGUUGCAGGCACUCAGGAAAAGCACGUCGAGCCAGUGGAUGAUGUGAACGAUGACGAUGGUAUCCCCGAGAGCGAGAAGAACCUGUUCAGACAUGAGACUGUUCAGGUGCCUGAGGGUACGGGCGAGAGCGACCGUGAGGAUGAGGACAUCGAGGGUGACGAGGAGGAAGCUGAAGAGCCACCGCUUUUCGAGCACGAAGCUGGUCCUCAGCGCGUCGACAGCCAGUUCGGUACACCAUCCAAGACCAACACUUUCGAGUUCGAUAAUGUCACCGAUUCACCAAUUGAGGUUGACGAUUUCGCCGUCGAGGAGAGCGAUGCUCCCUGCCCUCUCUUCAGACAUGAAACUGGUGCCGCGCACGACCUGGACCCUGACGAGGCUCCACUGUUUGCUCACGAGAGCAUGUCUCCGGUCAUGUCUGCAAGCACUUUCUCGCCUCCAUCCCGCAAGCAGCGCAAGCCCGAUCUUGAAGAUGUCAAUGAUCCCUCACUGGAGCCAUUCCCUGUCGACGAGGCUGGCAUCCAAGCUCGGCUUCAACGUGUUGCAACACGCCAUCAAGAUGAUGAAGUUGUGUUCGAGGGAACUCCUCCUUCGCCUUCCUUGGCUCAGACAAAGUCUUUCUCGCCCCAGGUCCGUCCAGAUUUGACGCACAUGGAGUCCAACGAUCUCAGUCAUCUUGACUCUAUCGACGAAACAGAAGAGACAGACGAGGAACCUGUUGAAGAGCCCGCCCAAAAGAAGGACUCAUUGAUACAGCCUGUCCCCAUUAACACCAAGGUUCAGGACGUCUCCGAGGUCGACAGCAACCCUGUAUUCACGGAUGUUCCAGAUGUUUCCAAUCGGGGACCCCCUACACCACCAAUGACUCCUACGGAACAUGUCAGAACCAAGGCCGCACCUCACGACGGAGCAGCCGACUCAAAGGAAAUGCCUGUUCCUGUUGCAAGCCCUCGCUCUCGUGAAGCCAACGCCACGGAUCACAUCUCCAACCGCCCCGCGCCAUCAGAGGCUUCAAAGGCCGUGAAGUCCCCGAAAUCGAACGAUUCAGAGCUCGGCCUUGCCUCGAAGGCGUGCAUUUGGUUCAUUGGUCUCUGUGGUGGUAAACUUCGUGCAGCUGGAGCAGCCAUCGCUAUGGGCGUCGCCGCAGUCGCAUUCGCCUUGAACACUCGUUCCACUUGA